CCUGAACUUGACCCUCUGCUCCUCUGGUUUUUUGGCCAGGCUUCUAGCAUCCUUUCAGUCUCUGAGCCCCGGGUUCACACAGCUCACAUGAUACUUCCAGUAUUCUCCAGCUUAGAUUUUUUCCUUAUAGUAAAAUUUUUCAAAUUAGUGCCACGAGGUUCUGCUAAUAUAUCUUCCUGCUCAUGGCUUUUCCCUUGCCCUCCACUCAUCUGUGGUUAAGUGUGAAUGAUCCAAAUGUUAGCUGAAAUGUAUCAUAAUUUGUCUUAAUAAUGGGAUUUAUCUCGUUCCACAGUCAUGAUGACUUUAUCCCCUGCUAAUGACACUUAAUGACCAAAUGGCCUUUUGUUUAUAAUUUAGGCAGGAUUUACAAAGUAAUUCAGGUAUGUAAAUGUUUUGUUUUUUAAAAAUUCUAGCUUCUAGUUUUCCAUAACUGUUGCCAGUUCCUUUAGAGGAGAGGUUACAGUGAAUCACAGCUGGCAUCCCUCUAGUCCAACAUCACACCACUGUAUACUUGGGAAAAAUCCAUUUAGAUGAGCAAGCAUUUGCCUUAGUUGUUAAUUUAGCUGCUAAGUAAUCGGGGAGUUAUCUGCUGACUUGAUGUAUCUUGCUACAGAGCAGUGCUGCUCUGUCUCCAGAAGCAUUUGGUUGGAAGUGGCAGGGAAGGAAUGGAAAGAACUUUGGGCCUGAGCCUGAGGAAAGUGAAGGCAAACUCUCUGUUUGAACAGCUGAAGUCCACGUUUUCAGUGGCAGGGUAACAGACCCAUGGGACUUGCCAAAAGGUGUGGAUUCAGGAAGCUUGCACAGAUCCAAGUGGAGACUGAGCAGGUAUAGCAAAUCCUUGACUGAAAAUACGUCAGAAACUGGAAAAGUAUCAGAGAAUGUAUCUUGUACCCUUUGUCAUCUCUUCAUCCCUAAGCACCAGCCUGGCAGAAGCUCCGUGGCCACUAAUUCCAUAAGCUCAAACGUAUUUGCAGUGGUUAUUGGAAUGGUCCUCAGCCUGCAGUGGAAAGGCUGCCAGGCUACAGAAGCUUCUUCCUCAACCUGUGCCUUCCGUCUGAGGGCAGAGUGUAAAACCCUGGAGUUCUGAGGUCAGUGCUGGACUGCUCUUGUCUGCAAAUCACCUGUCUGCAGUCACAGCGCUGCAUUAUUCACCUUUUAACCAUGAUCUUAUAGUUACCAUGCUGUAAUCUGUAACUUACCUGUCUUGUGUACCUGAUAAUCUGUGAGAACUGACACUAAAAACUUACGUGAACGUCCUGCAUCACGUUAUGGAAGGAGAAGGUAGUGUAAGUGUGAGCCUACGCUUGUCACUCUCUACUCACCAUGCAAAAUUCUGUAUGAAGAGUUCUUGUUCCAGUACACUCCUGCCCCCUUUUCUGUCCUGAGCUGGAGCAUCUCCCCUUCUGAUGCAGCAGGCUUCUCCAGAUAUUUAGAUGGAAAAACCCCAAACACACUGCCGUUCUUGGGGCUGCUGUGCGAGCCUCAUUCCUCCCAGCAGGCUGCAGAAGCUCGGCCGGGUCUUGCUCAGCUUCCCUUUCAUGACGCACUCUAUGCUGGAGCUGGGCCAGCGACACCAUCUCUUAAUUGCCAGGACAGCGGCUUCACCGGAGCCAGCAGACACACUGCGGAGCCGGGACUUCGGCAGCGCCAGCCGGGCUGCGCUCCAAGAGGAAAACCGAACGGGGCAGGGCGCGGAGCGCUGAUUGGCUGAGGAGGAGCCCAGGGGCGGUGCCGAGCUGCGGCUCUCAGCGGAGCAACUUUUGAUUGGCUGCUGGCUCCGUGGGCGGGGCCCCGCCGUUAUAAGUGCGGGUCCGGGGUGCGGGCUGUCGGUGCGGAGCUCGGUGCUCGGUGUCCCGCGCGUGCCUCCGGCCCGGCCAUGUCUGACCCAGCUCAGCAGCCUGCUCCCGGCGCUCCCGAAGGAGGGGCUCCCGAAGGAGGCGCUCCCGAAGGGGCAGCCCCCGGUGGGGGUCCCCCCGGGGCUCCCCCGAACCUGACGAGCAAUCGGCGGCUGCAGCAGACGCAGGCCCAGGUGCAGGAGGUGGUUGAUAUAAUGUGUGUGAACGUGGACAAGGUGCUGCAGCGGGACGAGAAGCUGUCGGAGCUGGAUGACCGGGCGGACGCGCUGCAGGCCGGCGCCUCGGUGUUCGAGAGCAGCGCGGCCAAACUCAAAAGGAAGUACUGGUGGAAGAACUGCAAGAUGAUGAUCAUGAUGGGAGUGAUUGGUGCCCUUGUGGUGGUGGUGAUUGCAAGUAAGUACCAAAAACCUCAGGCUCCAAGGUGAGGAAACACCAGUUCUAGAGCACUUUAAACUUUUCCUUUUUGUUUUGAGAUCUUGAGGGUCUUAGUUGCAUAAGUGUCAAUUCCAGUCUUUGGGAAAGGGAGGUAGAAGUGCUGGAAAUGAUAUGCUUUACCUAGUAAUAUGAGGAAUGGGGAAUGCCAUCAUUGUAGAAAUGGGAAAUUCUGCCUGCCAGGUCAGACAAAGCUGUAAGUAUGAGGGGCGUUUACCCUGGCAUGGGUGGGUUGGCAAGUUCCUUCCCUGGUGGGUGGUUUGGAGUUCUCUGAGGGACCUUUGGUGUAACUUGCCCUUUUGUUCUUUCCUUUUUUCUUUUUUCCAUUGCUUUGUCUCCAGUCUACUUUUUUACUUAAAUGUAGCUCCUUCAGUCUGCAACCUCCUGUCCCCUGUUACCUUGCCUGUCUCUUCUUGCCUCUGAAUUUUUCCUUUCCUUCCCUUUCACCUAGCUUCUUCAUUAAUUUCCCUAUUGAUUUCAAUUUAUCUCCUGUAUAGGACUCUGAGCUGCUUACUAAACAUAGGUAGAUUUUUCAAUAGCUGCUGCAGCUUUAGGGAGCAUCCUCUAAGUUUAGAGGAAAGGGAAGUUGAGGAAGAGUGGGUAGCUAUUUGCUCCUACUCUUCUGCAGUGAACUUUUUGUGUUUAUUUUUGGGUGUAAGCUUGUCAAAUAGUGCCUGUGUGAACUCUAGCAAAAUAAGAAUGCCUUAACACAGUGCCUUUUGGGAUGAAGGACUUCAGCAUGUGAGAGCCUUUAGUGUUCUGCCUAAAAAGAGUGGCAGCAUGACUUGAGCUUUUCAUCGAGCUUCUGAAAUAAAAGCUGGUUUGUGUUGGCCAGUGGCUGUGAGCCAUCUAAGCUAGACGUAGUGAUGUAGGUUUCUCUAGCCAUGGAGAGGUGAGCACUUGAAGAAAUGAUUUUUUUCUGCCUGUCCUUAUUUCCAGAUGACUUGCUGCCUGAACAUGGCCAUUUCAGUUUUUACAAAGGAGGGCCUACAUGAUUACCUCAGUCAAGUGCAACAGGCUAAACACAGUUAAGUGAAAGGGGCAUUGCUGCUAUCUAAAAGGAUGUGUGUGAGUCAAGCCUCUCUCCACAAGGAACAAAAUGAAUGACAAUUAGUCUGGUGGGGAGUGUCAAAUAUGCCUUUCAUCUAUGCACACACAAGCCAGGACCCUGUAGCUUCCUACUGUCUUGUAGCUUUCCAGAAGGAAGACUUUGGAGUCGUGGCAGACUGGGAAUUGGUGUUUUGCUUUUGUGUGACUGGGUUGAACGUCGAGAAGCUCACUGCCAUAGCAGAUAGAGGUGAAGGGGCUGGAGGUAUUCCAGAUGAGGCUGAACGAGCUGCACAGCUUUCUGAUGAAGAAUAUCUGCUCUGUUUUUGCUGACACAAAGCCCUGACUUUCAGUAGGAGUUGGAAAACACUUGAAAUGGUUAGCUGGGGAUUCAAUGGGGAAUGAUACUCUGGGCAUGGAUAUUGGAAAGUGACAUCAGAUUUUCCAGUUUGCCAACUUAUGCCCCUAGAGAUCUUGUUGAUCGAAUUGAAUCCUCCUACUUGCUGUGGGUUCUCUUGAAUUUAGGUCCAGGGUGGUCUCUGAUGGAAGUAAACCUGUGUCUGUGGCUUUCUGUGAGCAAUUCCCUUGUUCUUCUCCAUCAAAAGUAACAGGAGCUGUGAGUUGUUUGAAUGUGUUGUCAGACGUGGGUUAAAUGAGCUGCCCUGUUUCUGUGGAGUUCUGAGGAAUGUGUAUCUUGUCUUUUAACUUUUUGUAACAAGCUGAGCUGUAGCCUGUAAUCUAGACUGGAAAGAGGGUACUCCUUUAAUUUGGAAAGCUCUGCCUCUGUUCUGGAAUGCACUGGGAUCUGUUUUGGCCUAAGAGGAGGCAGGGAGGACGUCACUGGAGUUCCCAGAUAGGAGCGAAGUACAAAAGAUGGCAGGAGCAGGUGCUUUUUGUUUCACUGGCUGUGCUGGGGAAGCCCCUUUCUGCCUCCCAGGACACCUGGCAAGGGGCUAGGUUUUGCAUGCUCACUUCCAUGCCCCCAGCAUUUUCAUUUGAGUUCAUCUCCCUGCAAUUCCAUUCCUCUCCGCCUUGGGGGAGGGCAGAGAUGAAGAUCUGGAGUGGAGCAGCCCUCGUCCCCUGAGCAUUCCCUAAUUCCCUGUGGAACUGAGAUGGGAUGGACCGUCAGAAGUGCAUCUGCUGAAGAGGAGCCAGGGCCUGCUUGUGCCUGCUACUGCUCUCAUUUUAGGGGGUAGGCUUUUACAAGCUCGAGGCCCCCAGACCAGCAAUUCUCUCGAACUCUUCUAAACAAGCCUUUGGUGUCCCAUUCCUCCUGUCUCUCUGGGAGCUGAGGUCCCCCUAGGCUGUCUCUUUCAUUUCUUUCUCUUUGCUGUUGUAUGUUGCCUCCUCCUCUGCUCCCUUUCCCCUCCUUUGUGUCUCUGUGCAUGGGCAAAACAAAUCACCAAGGCCCUCUUAGUAAAAGCAAGGGACUCUGCUGCCCACGGCAUCACAGCCACUCAUGCACGUGCAGUUUGUUUACUUCCUCUAUAAACACAACUGUAAUCUCCUCUGGCAUGUUCUAGAAAUCAGCUCAUGUACUUUUAAUGGUCUCUAAGAAACACAAUUCACCACCU
Molecule: messenger RNA, 4909 nt
Organism: Passer domesticus (house sparrow)
Lineage: Eukaryota; Metazoa; Chordata; Aves; Passeriformes; Passeridae
Gene: VAMP1
Product: vesicle associated membrane protein 1
Exons: 5
Coding region: 1877-2281 (134 amino acids)
Biological process (GO): vesicle fusion; SNARE complex assembly; vesicle-mediated transport
Cellular component (GO): plasma membrane; SNARE complex
Molecular function (GO): syntaxin binding; SNAP receptor activity
Source: RefSeq, a predicted model, not a curated record